Pomacea canaliculata is the source of this 2735-nucleotide messenger RNA. Its product is annotated as X-ray repair cross-complementing protein 5-like. Bases 130 to 1935 code for a protein of 601 amino acids. Gene Ontology annotation, biological process: cellular response to X-ray; double-strand break repair via nonhomologous end joining; cellular response to gamma radiation. Gene Ontology annotation, cellular component: Ku70:Ku80 complex; nucleus. NCBI's taxonomy places the organism in Eukaryota, Metazoa, Mollusca, Gastropoda, Architaenioglossa, Ampullariidae. Gene Ontology annotation, molecular function: double-stranded DNA binding; DNA helicase activity; damaged DNA binding. The transcript has 21 exons. The record is from RefSeq and is a predicted model, not a curated record.
AAAUUGGAUUAGGCGCAUGCGUGGCGCGAAAUUGCACUUCAUGAGUUCUGGUUGCAGUGAGUUGUAAUCGGCACAGCAUAGUUUGGUCGCAUUUUCAUCCUUCCACAACUACUUCCUGACCCUAAGAGGAUGGCUGAAUUUGGAUUUGCUCGUUAUGGUCAAGAUGAUGAAAUUGAGGAAGAGGAAGAAGAUGAUGAUGUGCCAGCAUAUUCCGCUUCAAGAGAUGGCAUUGUCUUCCUUGUAGACUGUUCAAAAGAAAUGUUUGAAAUAGGAGAUGAUGGAACCUGCCAUUUCCAGAUUUCUAUUAAGUGCAUUAAAACAACAAUGCAGAACAAAAUCAUCAGCAGUGAAAAGGACUGUGUUGGAGUUGUUUUCUUUGGAACAGACAAAAGUGAUGGCCCUAAUAAACAUAUCAACAUAUAUCAUGACUUAGAUCAGCCAUGUGCCAGCAGAAUACUGACCCUUGAGAAUUUAGAGGAAUUAGGCUGGAAGGAUUUUAACAAUGUCUAUGGCCAUAACCCUGGUUACUCACUUGCGGAUGCUUUCUGGACUUGUGCAGAUAUGUUUUCAAAAUGUCCUCAAAAACUGCACUUGAAACGAGUGAUGCUAUUUACCAACAAUGAUGACCCCCAUGCAGGCAACCCUAUUUACCAGAAACAAGCUUGCACUAAAGCUGGUGACCUACAUGAUGCUGGUAUAGACCUUGAACUCAUUCAUCUGUCUCGCCCUGGCCAAAAAUUUGAUGUCAACAAGUUUUAUAAGGAUCUUCUGUAUCCUGAUGAUGAAUCAGCACAGCUUCCUGACCCUGCAGAACGCCUUGAAGAGUUGCAGACAAGAGUGCGGGCCAAAGACAAUAAAAAACGGGCAAUUCGACGUGUCCCUCUCACUCUUGCAGAGGGUUUGAGUCUGUCAGUUGGCGUAUACAGCCUAGUACACAGAUGUUACAAUCCACCCAAAGUUCGACUUUCUAAGAAAGACAACUCCGAGCUGAAGACUCACUCCAAUGUUUACUUACAGGACACAGUAAAAACAUUGACGCCUCAAGAUAUGAAGAGGGCACAAACAUAUGGUGGGAAAAAAAUUUGCUUUGAAAAUGAAGAAGUUGUUGAGAUGCGACAAUUUGGUCCCCCAGGUUUUAAGCUGAUGGGUUUUAAACCUCGGUCUAGCGUAAAACCCUAUUACCAUGUCAAGCCAGCGCAGUUCCUCUACCCAGAUGAAGAGACUGUAACAGGAAGUACAUCAUUAUUCACAGCUCUUUUACGCAAGUGUCUUGAUCGGGAAGUCGUGGCUGUCUGCUUAUACAUCCCAGGGAAAAAUAACCCUCCUAGAUUUGUUGCUCUUCUUCCUCAGGAAGAAGAGGUUAAUGAGCGCAAGGUACAGGUGACACCUCCUGGAUUCCAUGUCAUUUUCCUUCCAUAUGCUGAUGACUUUAGAAAAGUCACCUAUGAAGAAGAACCUAAAGCCACAGAUGAGCAAAUCAGUGCUGCCAAAGAGGUGAUCAAGAAACUCAAAUUCCAGUUCAGCAGUGAGUCAUUUGAGAACCCUGUGCUGCAGAACCAUUGGAGGAACAUAGAGGCCUUGGCCCUAGAUAGAGAGGAACCUGACGAACUCGUUGAUUUUACACUUCCAGCAAAUGACAAAAUACAAAAGAAAGCUGGUUCUGCCAUCAAAGAUUUCAUGGAGCUGGUUUUCCCAGCAGACUAUACUCCUGGACAGAAGAAAAAGACUGCACCGUCCGAAUCAGCAGCAGCCAGGAAGACUAAGGCAGCUGAAGCAGUCAUGGAGCUUGACCUUGAGAAUGAAGCUAAGGAAGGCAGGCUUGAGAAGCUCACUGUGCCAGUGUUGCGAGAAGCUAUCAGAAAAGCCAAAAUUCCAUGUAGCGUGACCAGGAAGGCUGACCUGAUUGAUGUUAUCAAGAAACAUUAUGGAGUGUAGAUUUCAAGAGACAAUCUCAGAAACAAAGAACGAUUUAAUUUUAUAUAGGCUGUGAAAUUUGCUCAGAUUUCUCCAGUCCAUGGAUAGGCAUUUUGUCAAAAAGGGAGCGACCCUACUGUUACAACAAUCUCAGAUUAUGAAUGAGGCAGAACAUGUUAAACACUUCAGAUUGUGUAAAACAUGGCUUCAGCAGUUUUCAUCAGGAGCUGGACAUGGAAAUAUGUUACACUUUUAACAGCAAUAAAGUAGCAGAAUUAAACAGAUGCAUGGCCAUGCACAUAACAUUUUUAUUAGGCUGCUGUAGAUUGAAGAUUUGUCAAUAGAAUCAAGGGAAAACCUGCAGAGACAUUAUGUGUGGAAGACUGGACUUUUAUCAAGAUUAUUGCUACUUGACUGUGUCCAUAAGGCAAGGGUCACUUACACAAUAUAUGAAGGAUAAUAAGAGGUGGUAGUGAGAAUACAACAAUCAUACUUGUAAUUCUCUGAGCUUCUUGAAUUUUUCACAGCGAGCUAGGUUAAAAAAAAGAGGGGUGAGGAGUUGGGCAACAUUUCUCCCCUGUAAAAUUGUAGUAAUGUGCUUAUAUAUAGUUGUUACAGAUUUGUGAAAAUCAGUUUUAUGUUGGCCCAUAAUAAAGUAAAAACCUUUCAAAAAGGUGUCUACAUGCUUUUUUGAGGCAGCAAGCAUUUGCAUGUGCAAGGUAACAAUACAGUAUGAUUUCAUGUGGUGAUUGGUGUAUCAAAAAAAAAACAACAAAAAAAGCAUCAUUUUCUAUAUGUCACAAAUUAAAAUGUUUGAAGAA